Messenger RNA from Cavia porcellus (domestic guinea pig), 1251 nucleotides. RefSeq names its product high affinity immunoglobulin gamma Fc receptor I-like. Gene Ontology annotation, molecular function: transmembrane signaling receptor activity. The record is from RefSeq and is a predicted model, not a curated record. Gene Ontology annotation, biological process: cell surface receptor signaling pathway. Lineage: Eukaryota; Metazoa; Chordata; Mammalia; Rodentia; Caviidae. The transcript is spliced from 6 exons. Gene Ontology annotation, cellular component: plasma membrane. The coding region runs from base 16 to 1065 and encodes 349 amino acids.
CAGCUUGGAGGGAAGAUGUGGCUUUUGACAGCUCUUCUCCUUUGGGUUCCAGUUGGUGGACAAGUGGACUUCACAAAGGCAGUGAUCAUCCUGCAGCCUCCGUGGGUCAAUGUUUUCCGAGAAGAAAAUGUAGCCUUGUGCUGUGAGGGACCCCAGCUGCCUGGGCACAGCUCCGUACAGUGGCUCCUCAAUGGCAGAACCAUUCAGACCUCAACUGCCAGACACACCAUCACUGCAGCAACUUUCAGUGACAGUGGUGAAUACACGUGCCAGACAGGGCUCUCAGCACCAAGUGAUCCUGUACAACUGGAAAUCCACGCAGCUUGGCUGCUGCUUCAGCCUUCCAAGAGAGUCCUUACUGAAGGAGAACCUUUGACACUGAGGUGUCAUGGAUGGAAGAAUAAGCUGGUAUACAAUGUGGUUUUCUAUCAAAACAGAAAGCCUAUUCAGUAUUCUUAUCAAGAUUCUGCACUCACUAUUCUGAAAGCCAACAUGAAUCACAGUGGUGUCUACCACUGCUCAGGCAAAGGAAGAUUACCUGCCCCCUUCACAUCAAGAGGCGUACCUGUGAUAGUGAAAGAGUUGUUUCCAGCUCCAGUGCUAACCUCAUCCUUUGGCAGAGGAUCCCCACUUCGGCAUAGGAAAAUAGUCAAGCUGAGCUGUGAGACAAAGUUGCUCCCACAGAGGUCUGGCGUGCAGCUGUACUUCUCCUUCCACAUGGGCAACAUGACGCUGAGGGGCAGGAAUACAUCCUCUGAGUACCACAUUCUAACUGCUAGAACAAAUGGUUCUGGGUCCUACUGGUGUGAGGCAGCCACAGAAGAUGGAAAUGUCCUUAAACGCAGCCCUGUAUUGGAGCUACAAGUGCCUGACCUCCAGUCACUAAUUUUUGUCUGGCUUCACAUCCUUUUCUAUAUGCCACUGAGCAUAAUGUAUUUGGCAGAUACUAUUCUCUGUUUGAGAAUAUGUAAAGAACUGCCAAGCGAGAGAAAGCAGAAUUUAGAAAUCUCUUCAGCUUCUGAUCAUGGAGAAGAAGUAACUUCGGAAAAUCCCAAAGACAUUUAGAAGAAGAGAUGAAGUAUCAGGAACAAGACCCACAGCAAGAAAGGACACAUGGAAGUGCUGGCAGGGAGACAAGCAUUUGCUCAGAGGGUGACCAUAGAUUUAGGGACAGCCCCUGCCUCUUCCUCACUGUGGUAGUGCUUAGACAUAAAUAUCUGAAAAUUAAAUGUCACUUUCCAAAGCUUAUAA